This is a messenger RNA of Megalops cyprinoides (Indo-Pacific tarpon), 1442 nucleotides long. It is a transcript of the gene mettl1, whose product is annotated as methyltransferase like 1. The transcript has 6 exons. NCBI's taxonomy places the organism in Eukaryota, Metazoa, Chordata, Actinopteri, Elopiformes, Megalopidae. Gene Ontology annotation, molecular function: tRNA (guanine(46)-N7)-methyltransferase activity. Gene Ontology annotation, cellular component: tRNA methyltransferase complex. The coding region runs from base 133 to 882 and encodes 249 amino acids. Gene Ontology annotation, biological process: tRNA methylation; RNA (guanine-N7)-methylation. The record is from RefSeq and is a predicted model, not a curated record.
CAAAGUUCAGCAACGUGGGGACAAGCAGGAGAAGCGUUUUCUUGAGGCUUUAUCCUAUCAUAAACGGAAGAGCUGUGUUAUUUAUUUUAAAAUAAAACCUCUUUCUUUUAAUCCUUUCUUAGCUGAUUCAAGAUGAGCGUGUCGAUGCCUCAGAAACGUUACUACAGGCAGCGAGCCCAUUCUAAUCCCAUGGCCGACCACACGUUUGAAUACCCCUUGUGUCCGGCGGAGAUGGAUUGGUCUCAGUUGUACCCACAGUUUUUUAGCUCACCGAACAGUGACGGCGAGCCCUCCGUCAAAGGACCAGCCCAAGUGGACUUCGCAGAUAUCGGAUGUGGAUACGGGGGUCUCCUUGUGGAACUCUCCCCACUCUUCCCUGACAAAUUGAUCCUGGGCCUGGAGAUUCGGGUCAAGGUCUCAGACUACGUGCAAGACCGGAUCCACUCCCUGCGGGCGGCGGAACCGGGGCGGUACCAGAACAUUGCCUGCCUGCGCAGCAAUGCCAUGAAGUACCUGCCCAACUUCUUCGCAAAGGGACAGCUGAGCAAGAUGUUCUUCCUCUUCCCCGACCCACAUUUCAAGAAGACCAAGCACAAAUGGCGGAUCAUUAGCCCAACACUGCUGGCGGAGUAUGCCUACACCCUGAGAGUCGGGGGCCUGGUCUACACCAUGACGGACGUAGAGGAGGUGCACCUCUGGAUGGUGAAGCACUUCACUGAGCACCCACUUUUCAGACGUGUCCCCUCAGAGGAGCUGGUCGAUGACAUCAUCGUUGGUCGCCUGGGCACUUGCACAGAGGAGGGGAAGAAGGUGCAGAGGAAUGGGGGGAAGAACUACCUCGCUGUUUUCUGCAGAGUGCAGGAUGAGCAGAUGCUCUCAUGAAGAGGCAAAACGAAGCAGCCUGACUGAGUUUUACGAGGCCAUGUCUGGAGUCAAACCAAUCGGCCUGUGCUGUCUCCACCCAACAACCAAUCGGCCUGUGCCAUCUCCACCCCUCACAACCAAUCGGCCUGUCCCGUCUCCACCCCUCACAACCAGUCGGCCUGUCCUGUCUCCACCCCUCACAGCAAUCGGCCUGUCCCAUCUCCAUCUCUAAGGUCUGAAAUCUCAGGCUCUGAAAGUGUGCAAGAUGUGUAUUUACCAAUGGGUUUGAGUCUCUGAGUGUACGUGCUGCAGGUAGGAUGUGUAGGAGGCUUCUUCUGUGUUGUCUUUGCCAUGACCUUCUUGGGUAUCGUUUAAACGGCUCCUGUGUGCUCAGCUCUGGGCUGGCAAGAGUCAGCUGCGCGCUGCAUGUUUGCUCGUUUCCAGCCUGUGGCUUGAUGCUUUUCAAGGAACAGCACUGAUUUGGACUAAGGAGAAACAGAACCACACUCACGGAGCUGCGUGCAGUUCAGCGUUACCCUUUCCCCCUCCCAUCAUUUCAAAGUAAGCGCCCUCAGAGG